Molecule: messenger RNA, 3426 nt
Organism: Pogoniulus pusillus (Red-fronted tinkerbird)
Lineage: Eukaryota; Metazoa; Chordata; Aves; Piciformes; Lybiidae
Gene: ARC
Product: activity regulated cytoskeleton associated protein
Exons: 2
Coding region: 525-1739 (404 amino acids)
Biological process (GO): regulation of long-term synaptic potentiation; positive regulation of AMPA receptor activity; regulation of neuronal synaptic plasticity
Cellular component (GO): cytoplasm; plasma membrane; actin cytoskeleton
Molecular function (GO): mRNA binding
Source: RefSeq, a predicted model, not a curated record
AGAGAAGCAGCUCUUUGCAUCUCUAGUGAAAGCUCGAUUUUUCCUUCCUCCACCUGACAACUUUAUCAGAGGAGGAAUCACCAGGAUUUCUGCAGCAGCUUCAAGCUUCUGUCUGCAUCUCUGUGUGGUUUUCUCCAGCAGAGAUUCUGCCUUUCAAGAUUCUCAGCUUCGGAGGAGCAGGUAGCGGGCACACGUGUGGGGCUGGACAUCUUAGUCAACUCCUCGCCUUGUUCCUUGAAGAUCCUGGAUCUCUCUGGGACACCCUGAGCACCUGAGACCGGCAUUUCCAGCUGGACACCGGCAGAACUUUGCUGCAACUCUCUCUGGGAUCCACGAGGACCAAGCUGCUCGCUCUGUGGUGAUAUCUGAUUUGGUUGUGUUUGUGUCCAAAAGUCCUUUGAGGGGGGUUAGAAGUAUCUGUGUGUCUUUCGGGACGAUUUCUGGUGGGGUUUUUGAGAGCUAGCUCUAGUACCAGGGCUUGCAACCUACUUCUUUCUGUGUCUGACACUCACACGGUCGGAGCCAUGCAGCUGGACAAUGUCACCAGUGCAGGCAUCCACUCCUACCAGGGGCACCGUGGAGUUGCCAACAAGCCCAAUGUGAUCCUGCAGAUAGGGAAAUGCAGGGCAGAAAUGUUGGAGCACGUCAGGAGGACCCACCGGCACCUCCUGUCUGAGGUCUCCAAGCAGGUGGAGCGUGAGCUGAAAGGCUUGCAGAAAUCAGUGGGGAAGUUAGAGAAUAACUUAGAGGAUCAUGUCCCAACUGAUAACCAAAGGUGGAAGAAGUCCAUUAAGGCCUGUCUGGCUAGAUGUCAGGAAACCAUUGCCCACCUGGAGAGGUGGGUCAAGAGAGAGAUGAAUGUUUGGAAGGAGGUCUUUUUCCGUCUGGAGAAGUGGGCGGACCGUCUGGAGUCCAUGGGAGGCAAAUACUGUCCUGCCGACCAGGGCAAGCAGACUGUGUCCGUUGGGGUGGGAGGCCCAGAGAUAAGGCCAGGUGAGGGUGAGAUUUAUGACUAUGCACUUGACAUGAGCCAAAUGUAUGCCCUGACCCCUCCUCCUGGGGAGGUGCCCAGCAUCCCUCAGGGCCACGAUUCUUACCAGUGGGUUUCUGUGUCAGAGGAUGCUCCAGCCUCCCCCGUGGAGACUCAGGUCUUUGAGGAUCCCCACGAGUUCUUAAGCCACUUGGAGGAAUACUUAAAGCAGGUGGGUGGAACAGAGGAGUACUGGCUGUCUCAGAUCCAGAACCAUAUGAAUGGCCCAGCUAAAAAGUGGUGGGAAUACAAGCAGGACUCUGUCAAAAACUGGGUCGAGUUCAAGAAGGAGUUCCUGCAGUACAGUGAGGGGACUCUGACUCGGGAUGCUAUCAAAAGGGAGCUGGAUUUGCCCCAGAAAGAGGGGGAGCCCCUGGACCAGUUCCUCUGGCGCAAGAGAGACUUAUACCAGACUCUCUAUGUUGAUGCGGACGAGGAGGAAAUUAUCCAGUAUGUGGUAGGCACCCUCCAGCCCAAACUGAAGCGCUUCUUGAGUUAUCCUUUGCCCAAGACCUUAGAACAGCUGAUCCAAAGAGGGAAGGAAGUCCAAGGCAACAUGGACCACUCUGAGGAGCCCAGCCCACAGAGGACACCUGAAGUUCAGUCAGGAGACUCUGUGGAGAGCGUACCUCCCUCAACCACUGCCAGUCCUGUGCCGAGCAAUGGGACUCAACCUGAGCCCCCCAGCCCUCCAGCUACUGUCAUAUGAGCUAGUCCAGGUUAGGCAGCAGUCUGGGUUACUAGAAGGGGGCUUAUUUAGGAAGCUUCUCCUUGGAGAGAGGUUCUGGCUGAGACAAGGUGUGCUCAGCCCAAGAGCCCAUAGCAGAGGAAUCAACUUUGCUUGUGGGGGGAGGGAGGCGACAGGGGAGAGGCACCUUAGGAUGUGGUUGCCCACCUCACCUAAGCCAUGCAGUACGGUGGUGCUGGAGACACUGCAUGCACCACUGUGGGGAACGGACAAUUUUAUAUGAUCCCUGACAAGAAACUAGAGACAAUUCCCAACUUCAGAAGCAGCCACUUAGCACUGGUGGCUUUCAAGGACUUCGUACGAGUGCAGCAAUUGGCUGAGGGUUCCUACCCAUCCGGAUUUUUCCUUCUCCUUCUCUCCUCCCUCUUCUGCAGAGGUGUCUCUGUCCUGAGGAGACAUCCUUUUGACCCUUGCCCUUUUAUGAUUUACUACUGGGAUUUUUUUCAUUUGGCAGUCUCCUGUUCUGACUUUCUCCAAAGGAUUGUAUAAUUAUUUUUUUAAAACCUUUUUCGUUUGUUUGCUUCUAAGAAGAAAUUAUAUUACUUCAGGAACUGUAGACUUUAAGAAUCUGGAUUAUUUUGAGUGAUUUUCUUUUCCCUGCACCUAAUACCUGCUUUAAUGUUUUUUCCUCUCAAGGGGCUCCUACUGGUUUGCUUCUUUGCUCACUCUAAUCAAAGCCACUGCAGUGCAGAGGCAAAUCUCACCCUUCCCCUGCACUUUAUUCUGUGCAUUCAGCAGGAAGAAAGAGUUUCAAAUGAAAUUCUGAGCACAUUUUACUGAAGCAGCAGAAGUCUGCUUCCUUUAGGGGAAGAGAGGGAGUCAAGGUGGACAGAAGAGGCACCAGAGCUAUUCUGAGAGGGUGGGGGGAGGUAAGGGAAAUAAAUCUUUAUACUUUGAACCGAACAAACAAACACAUCCUAAAUCCAGAGCAAAUAUAUCCCCAGAGCAGCAACUCGAGUCCAUACUGAUGUGUGAAGACAGCAGGGGCUUUUGCCAUGUAAAAGCCAAAAAGACCCCAAGCAAGCGUAGAGAGGAGCUGUGUGUCCCUACACAGUUGUAGCCUGUGCAGCACAACAACGAGCUUCUGCUCACACAGACAGACUCAUGCUCUUGGAAAGCCUGGCAUCCCUGUCCUGGAGCACCUGGGGACAGAGUCUUGUCUGUUCUCAAAGAACUUUCUACAGUAUCUUGCCAUGGAUGGAGACGGACUUGGACUCUGUGACAUUUCCCAUGUUGAGGCAGUAAUGCUCAGCAUUCACCUUGCUUUGGCUAGUAUCCGAUGAGAGGACUUUGAGAGGAGGGAAGUUUGGCUGUUCAAAGCUUCUUAUGGCUGGACACAUCUCAAGAAUCAUCUGCAUUCACCAUCAGAACAAAUAAAAACCUCCACAAAGGAUGCAGCAGGGAUGCAGCAACAGGAGUGCUUCUGGGGUGCUUCUGGCACUACUGCAGCAGUGACAUGUGUCUCCGACGGCUUGGGAGGCCUUUGAUGUCCCUCCUUCCAGGAAGCCGAAGUGACUCACUCAGAUCCUCCUCUGAGAAGGAAUCACUUCACGGUGCUCUGGAUUUGGAAGGAAAGCCAAAGAGAAAAAGCUUUAAAAUCAAGGACUCAACAUCAGACCUGCUGUCAGGAUCCCCAGCCACUGACUGC